Felis catus (domestic cat) is the source of this 8553-nucleotide messenger RNA. RefSeq names its product zinc finger and SCAN domain containing 1 (gene ZSCAN1). NCBI's taxonomy places the organism in Eukaryota, Metazoa, Chordata, Mammalia, Carnivora, Felidae. Bases 2439 to 4055 code for a protein of 538 amino acids. The record is from RefSeq and is a predicted model, not a curated record. The transcript has 6 exons.
CCUCCCGCCGCCCGUCCCUCGUCCGUCAGUGCGCCCGCCGGGCUGGCCGGCCGCGGGAAGGGGCCGCGGCGCGGGCCGAGGGCUCCGGAGUCGGCGGGCGCUGGCCGGGAUCGCGUUAGAGGAAGCGCGGGUGGAGACGAGUUCGGGCUCGGGCGGGAGGCACAGCCCGGGGCAGGCGGCGGGGCCGAGCCGGGUCGGGGAAGCCGUCGGGGGGCCCCGAGGUGCCCCGGGAUGAGGGAGACGGGCGAGCCUCGCAGGCCACGCGGGGGGCUGAGGUGGAGGGGGCAGGGGGCCGCGGCGCGCCCUUCCGCCCAGCCCUGGCCCCGGUUGGCAUCUCCCCUCCCCAGAAGCCGGGGCAGAAAGCCCCUCCACCCUCGUUCGUCCGCUCCGGACCCCCCUCCGCCCAGCCCAAGCCCUCCCUCCCCCCACCAGCCAGCAGCCCCGAACCUGCCACAGUGUCAGCAACAGAUGUCAGUGCCCUCCCCAGACUUCAUCCCAGGACCCCGGAGGGUGCUGAGGGGCUGCAGUUCUCCACCCUGGAAUCUGCCCGGGGCGCACUUCCCUGCUCACCGGCGAGAAGGGUAAGGUCUGAGAUCCCAGAGCAGAAUGGCUGCUUGAACCUUGUGGAGCUGCGAACGGGCCCUUUUACUUUUUAAAAACUACACAUAGGAAAGUGUUACUACAGCAUAAGAGUGUUUUUGCCUGUGGUCUCAGCAGGGGUGACAGAGCUUGUAAACUCCCAGUCAGGGUGCUGGCGUCAGAAAGCAGGCUUGAAGCUUACUGGCAGGGCACAGCCCUCGUGAGUUGCCCUCCCUGCCUUGGUACACCUCUCCUUUCUUCCUGAUUGUAAAACCCACACACGUGCACAUGAAAAGUUCUCCAGAGGAUCCAGAAGGAAAAAAUCACAUGGAAUGUUCCUCAGCUUUUCACUUGUCAUAAGCAUUUCCCAUGUCAUUAAAAAUCCUUCCUCAAUGGUUUUGUUCUUUCCUCCCCUCCCCCCACAUGAUCACAAUACCAUUUGGGGGAGAUUCAGAGACUAGGAAGAACACGGAGUAUAUGGCUGGCCACCCUUGGGCCUCUUUCCCAGUGGCCCUUUUUGGGACCCUCAUACAUCAUUUUGCAUCCCACUCUCCCCUGUACCUCAUGCCAUCUAUGUCAUGUCUGUGCUUCCCUUGAGCAUGUAAUGUUAUCAUGUAUUUUGCAGUCCUAAAUUCUUUGCCAUGUGAUGGGAGGGCAGUUGAUCCUGCCAGGCUUGACUUUUGGGCACUUUUGUUGUGAAUCUUGGUGCCUAAAUCUUUGUCCCAAUUUCAGAUAAAUUCCACAGCAUGCGAACUUCCAGAAUCGUCUUGAUAUACAAGCUGCCACAGUGCUUUCCAGAAAGGUCGUGCCAGCUUUUACUUUCAUCAUCGGAUCAGCACAGAGUACAAGUGUUAAAAAAAAAAAAAAAAGAAAAAAAAAAACCUGCUCGUUUUUAUUUUUAUGACUAACAUUUCAGUUAUAUGUUCACUAUAGGAAGCUUGGAAGAUGCACAAAAUGCUAUUUUCUCCCUGCCCUUUCCACUUUCCCUCUGCUUUUAAAGUCUCUAUCUCUCCCUUGUCCUCCUUACUACCUCCUCCUUCAGCUCUAACUUGGCCAGAAGUAGACAGCAUAGGCAAGUAGAAAAGGCCAGAAAGCUACAGGCAAGGCAGGAGGCCUCUACUGCGCUAUUGCAUAGCAUAUCCAGCUGUUUCCAUUUAAAGGGGAUUUAAACUCCAGUUCCUUAUUUUAAGUGCUCAGGACCCCCAUGUAGCUGAUGCUACCACGUUGGACAGUACAGGUGGAGAGCAUUUCUAACCCCAUAGGAAGUUCUGCUGGGCAGUGCUGGCUACUCCACCAGGGCAGGAAUCCUGUUCCCCUAGAUGCUCUGUAAACCGUGUAUUGAAUGACUAAAUGAAUGAAGGAUGGAAAUGGAUACUAAGCUAAGUAGGGAAAUGAGAUAUGUUCAUGAUGAGAUAAGGGUUGUGAAGACAGCACAGUGAGCUUGAGGAGACAAGGGUGACAUUCUGAACCAGAGCAUGGUGACACCCUGGUGUGGUGACAGCUGAGCUGGGAUGAGCAUCAGAGAGGAGUGUGGGUGGAACAGUAGGUGCAAAGGCCCUGGGGUGACCAGUGUGUUGUCUUCACAAUGUAGCCUGUGAGGGCCAUGUGUAAGAUCAGGUCAGAAUGAGAUGGGGAGGGCUAAGGUCAAUUCCUUGGGAACUGGAGGUCAGGGCAAGGAGGUGGGGAGCCAAGGGGAGUCCUGAGCAAGGUGAUGGCUACCAUCUGAUGUGGCCACUUUGCGCCUGCCCCUCUCUGCAGGCCCUGACUGCUGACUGCAUCUGCCUGCCGCCACCUGGGUUUGUCUGGAGCCGCUGGGACUGUCCUGGGAUCCAGUUCGCUUGCCCCCUGAGGCCGGAGAGAUGCUCCCGCUGGCCAGAGCCCUCGCCUCCCCCAGGAGUCCCCAGACCCCAGCCCUGAGGGAGCAGGACAGGACCCCUCAGCUGGCCGGCCCUGGGGAUACUGAGGCCUGGCGCCUGCGUUUCCGACAGUUCCAGUACCGCGUGGCAGGAGGGCCACACCGCGCGCUGGGCCAGCUCUGGAUGCUGUGCCGCCAGUGGCUGCGGCCCGAGGCGCACUCCAAGGAGCAGAUGCUGGAGCUGCUGGUGCUGGAGCAGUUCCUGGGUGCGCUGCCCAGCAAGAUGAGGACCUGGGUGCAGUCGCAGGGCCCUCGCACCUGCAGGGAGGCCGCUAGCCUGGUGGAGGACCUCACACAGAUGUCGCAGCAGGAAGUUCUGGUAUCUCUCACCGACCACCAGGACGGGAGCAUCAGCGAGGAGGAAGACGGGAAGAACCAGAAAGACCCAUGCCAGGCAUCGGAGCUGGGGCUCCCCCAGGAGGGCGAGUGGCUGCAGCCUGCCCAGCCCCAGCGGAGUCCCCACACCAGGGCGGGGGCCGAGGCAUCCUGCACCCUGGGCUCACUCGGGCUUCAGCCUCCCAGCAUGAAGGCAGACAGACUGAGGAUGCUGCAGCAUGGGGUCCCUUCAGCAGCCUGCCCAGGCCUGGGCUGCUUGCCUGUGAAGCCUAGUGUCUGGGAUGAGCCUCCCUGUGGGCAGGUCCGGGACAGAGCCCUCGAAAACAGGCACUGUCUCCCCAGGCUGGCCCAGGACACUCCCCAGGCCGAAGGGAGUGCCUGGCAGGCAGGAGCUGCCCCCAGGGACACUGUGCUUCAGGGCACUGCGGGCCAAGGGCCUGCUCCAGAGAAGCCCCUGCACCCGCGUCCUCAGCCCAGCCUGGUUGCAGACCUCACCCUCCCAAGUGCUCAGAGCAGUAGUCCCCAAAAGGGACUUGGGGACCGUGAUGCCAGCAGCACCCACCUGCCCUUACUCAAAGACACCAAAGCCUCCCCCGAAGAGUCAGGGCGACCGGCUGUUGCCCCCUCCUCCGGGAGCUCAGCAGCGCCGCCAGUCCCCCCAGGGACGCGGCCCUUCGCGUGCGCCGAAUGCGGGGAGGUCUUCACCUGGGUCACCCACUUCAUGGAGCACCAAAAGCGCCACCUGGAAGAGGGGCCCUUCUCGUGUCCCGAGUGUGGCAAAACCUUCCUGCACGCCUCUGUCCUGGGGGAGCAUCGGAAGAUCCACCUGCUGGAGCCGCUACCCAAGAGGCCCCGCCGGAGCGGGGGCGAGGAGCCAGGAGAGGCCGACCCCCAGGAAGCGGCAGGGCAGGCCCAGGACUCGGAUGGAGGCCGGCGCGGUGAGCCCUCCGGCCGCGGGGAGCCCUCGGGUCUCGGGGAGCCCUCCGGCCGCGGGGAGCCCUCCGGUCUCGAGGAGCCCUCCGGUCUCGGGGAGCCCUCCGCCCGCGGGGAGCCUUCCGGCCGCCGGGAGCCUUCGGGCCGCCGCGAGACCUCAGGCCGCCGCGAGCCCUCGGGCCGCCGCGAGCCCUCCGGUCGGGAGCGGCCCUUCGAGUGCGGCGUCUGCGGGAAGGCCUUCCCCUGGAUGGUCCACCUCCUCGACCACCAGAAGCUGCACGCCACGCAGUGAGCGGACGUGCGUCCCGGGUGACAGCGACCCCCCGGCGGGCUCGUCCCGCGGGGCGACCCGGGACCCACCGCGUCCCCCCCCUCCCCGGUGACAGCGACCCUCGGUGGGCUCAUCCUGCGGGGCGACCCGGGACCCGCUUCCCUGCCGCCGUGUCCCCCGGAUGACAGCGACCCUCGCGGACUCGUCCUGCGGGGCGACCCGGGACCCGCCGCGUCUCUGGGUGUCGCCGCGCCUGCCUCUUACCCCGAGUGACAGCGACCUUCGGCGGACUCGUCCUGCGGGGCGACCCGGGAGCCGCCGCCCCGUUCUCCAGGUAACAGCGACCUUCGGCGGACACAUACUGCGGGGCGACCCCAGAACCGGGCGCGCCUGCCGCUUACCCCGAGUGACAGCAAUCACCGAAGGGCUAGUCCUGCGGAGCGACCCGGGACCCGCCACCCCCGCCGCCGCGUUCCUCGGGUGACAGCGACCCCUAGCGGACUCGUCCUGCAGGCGACUCGGGACACGCCACGUCUCUGGGUGUCGCCGCGCCUGCCGCUUACCCCGAGUGACAGCGACCCACGAAGGGCUCGUCCUGCGGGGCGACCCGGAACCUACCGCGUCUCCCGGGUGUCUCCGCGCCUGCCGCUUACCCCGGGUGACAACGAACCUCUGCGAACUCGUCCAGCGGAGUGACCUGGGACCCGCCAUCCCCGCCGCCGCGUCCCCCGGGUGACAGCGACCCCUGGCGGACUCGUCCUGCAGGCAACCCAGGAACCACCGCGUGUCUGGGUGUCGCCGCGCCUGCCCCGUUCCCCGGGUGACAGCGACCCCGGGUGUUCGUCCUGCGGGGUGACCUGGGACCCACCGCGUCUCCCGGGUGUCGCCGCGCCUACCGCUUACCCCGGGUGACAGCGACCCUCUGCGAACUCGUCCAGCGGAGGGACCUGGGACCCGCCAUCCCCCCCGUGACAGCGACCCCUGGCGGACGCGUCCAGCAGGCAACCCAGGACCCGCCGCGUCUCUGGGUGUCGCCGCGCCUGCCCCGUUCCCCAGGUGACAGUGGCCCCCGGGUGUUCGUCCUGCGGGACGACCCGGGACCCACUGCAUCCCCCGGGCGUCCCCGCACCUGCUGCUUAACCCGAGUGACAGCGACCCACGAAGGGCUCGUCCUGUGGGGCGACCCGCGACCCACCGCGUCUCCCAGGUGUCGCCGCGCCUGCCGCUUACCCCGGGUGACAACGACCCUCUGCGAACUAGUCCAGCGGAGCGACCCAGGACCUGCCACCCCCGCCGCCGCAUCCCUCGGGUAACAGCGACCUCCGGUGGACUCGUCCUACAGGUCACCCGGGACCCGCCGCGUCUCUGGGUGUUGCCGCGCCUGCCGCUUACCCCAGGUGACAGUGACCCCCCCCCGGGGGGCUCGUCCUGUGGGACGACAGGACACCCACCUUAUCUCCCGGGUAUCGCCGCGCCUACCGCUUACCUAACCGAAUGACAGCGACCACCGAAGGGCUCGUCUAGCUGAACAACCUGGGACCAGCCACCCCCGCCACCGCGUUCCCCGGGCGACAGCGACCCCUGGCGGACUCAUCCUGCAGGCGACCCGGGACCCGCAGCUUGUCUGGGUGUCGCCACGCCUGCCGCGUUCCUUGGGCGACAGCGACCCCCAGCGCCGCGCUCAGCUGGGCAGUCCGCCGUCUGUGUUCCGCAGGCGACAGAAGAGGAGCUUCGCCAGCGCCAGUUCCAGGAGCUUUUCCGGGGGGCGCCCUUCACCUGCCGGCCCUCCUGCACUCCCGGGAAGGCCACCUCUUGCCCUCACAGACCCUGGGAGCCUGGCACAAACGCAGGGCUCUUCUAUGUGGUCUUUCCCUUUCCUCUUCUUCUUCUUCUUUUUUUUUUUUUUUUUUUUGGUCCCAGCCCACCUUUUCCUUUUUCACUCUUUUUUUAUGAUAAAGUACACACAACUUAAAACGUGCCAUUUUAACUACUCAUAAUGCACAAUUCGAUGGCAUUAAGUACAUGCAUAGGGUCGUGCAACCCAUGUAUUCUGGUACAUUUUCAUCACUCCCAAAAUGGGUUCCCCAUACCCACUAGCAGUCACUUCCCACCUCCACUAGCAGUCACUUCCCACCUCCCCUCUCUCAGCCCUUGACACCUACUAAUCUGCUUGCUUUCUGGAAGAUUUUAGGCAGGAUUUUUAGGACUGACCAAAACUGACCUGCACACGUUUCCGUUUGACUCACAGAAUGACCUUUGUGUUUUUGUUUUUUUUAAAGAUAAAUGCAAACAUUUUUCAAACCAUAGAUGUCACAUAAAAAUCUGGCAUUAUGGUCACCCUGGAUCUCCCCAGAGCAGGUGUUGGAUCACCCAGGUGCCUCAGUUCACCCCACCACUGCUGGGGAUGGCCCACGUGCAUCUGGAUUCAGCUUGACAUCCAUCCCUACCCCUUCAUCGCUGGGCACCACUUGCCCCCAUGCCAACAAAAGCCUUACAAGUGUCUUUUUUUUUUUUUUUUUUGGAACUUGGAUAGUGUUGGAUUGACUCUGACCCCACAUAAGCAGAGACCUUCUCCUUUUAAUCAUCCAUAAGUCGCCUUUCAACUGGAAAACUCUUCUGGACCUGCCCCGCCCAGCCCACUGCUGCUUCUCGACCAAGCUGCCUCCUUCCUGCACCCAUCCGUAGCCUGUGUCCCCUGGCACCUUCCCGGGCCAUGCAGGUCCCUCUGCUGCCUUCGCGCUAUUUGCUGCACUUGCCUUCUUGGAGCUCUCUCUAGCUGGGCCUCCGGACCUUGUUCUUGCCUCGCUACAGCAUCCUGGCUUAUCCUCACUGAGGGCUUCCGGCUCUACUCCAUGCCUUAAUUUCUUGUGAGCUUCAGCUCCCUUCCCAAGCACCUUCUUUCUCAUCCUGCUGAGGCGGAGUUUCUUCUUCGAAGCUCAGGUGGCAAGGUGGGGGAGAGGGUCUUGACCCCACAGUCAGCCUGAGUCUUCAGGUACAGCACACACGAUGGACAGGAUUAUCCAGUGUCCCCACUGGUUGGUGACCAGGAGUUUAUUCCAAUGCAGUUUCCAUUCCGAUCCCCCUAAAUCAGAGGCAUGUUCAUAGCUCUCUGGGAUGGAGCAGGAUUGCAGGAGAGAGUGGGGGCUGCUGCCAGCAAGGCAUCAGUCAGACCCCUAACUGCCAUGCCCCCCCCCCACCAGCCAUCCUUGCGUGAAUUCUCCGAAGAUGUCUGCCUCGGCAUCCCACGGACCAACUGCCCUCCAGUGACAUCUGCCUGGUGUCCCUCAGUCCUCCACCUGAGCUUGUCCAAAGAACCCUAGUGCGAAAGAAAACCAACAGCCUCCCCUAUGCCGUCUCUCCACCCUCCAAGGCCCCAGGCUUGCCCUGUUCCAGUUUCUCCUCUGCACUGAACUGUGCCCGCCUCCCUCUCUCUCUUCUAUCGUCUUUUCUCCAUCUUUGGAUGACUGCAGCUGUGUCUAGGCGAACUCUGCCUCCAGUCCACUCCCCUCCAUCCCAUCCAAUACCCACAGCCAGCAAGAUCCUUCUGAAACAGACAGGCUGAGAUGACAUGAAGCCCAGCAGACCAGUUCCCUCGAAUCUCUUCCCACGUCAGUAGCUCUUGGCACUGGGGUGGUGGAGGCUGGCCUCCUGUGCCCACUCAGUUCCUGCUUGUCUCCACAAUGACUCCUAUGCUGGGCCUCCUCACCUCCUCGAGGGAUGCCUCCUCUGCUUAGAAAAGUCUUCACUGCAGCAUUUUACCAGCACCUGGCCCAGAGCAGCCCUUCGUGAGUGAGAAUGGGUGAAUGGUAACCAAAUGAGUAUGUGAGCUGCAGCCGCUGCCAAGACCCCACCACAGGGCUGCAGUAAUCAGCCAAGGAAACCUUACCUGGACCUCUGAGGAGGGGAGCUGGCAGCACCACGGAAGGCUCCCCUCAACACCCUCUGCCUUGGCUGACAGGGGCAAGGAUGUGGCCCAGGGCCCUGGGCCUGGAGAGUCGCUCCUCCGAAUCCCGAUUCACCAAAGCCGCCAAACUGAAUUAAUUGCCCGGCCUGCCUAGUCCCAAGAUGCUGCUCAAGCUGUAGUGAGAUAGAGCACCGGCCCCUCUCUUCUCUUUCUCCUCACUCCUUGCAUGCUUGGCUCACCCUGUGCCUUCCUCUGCCAGCGUCCCCUGCAAGACCCCAACACCUGCCCACUAGGACACUUCCCAGGCUCGUCUGUCCUCCAGCUCUUGUCACAGAACAUCUGCUGGGCCAGGCCCUGGGUGCUGUGAUGCAGCGCAAAUCCUCAUCAUCUCACGCUCCAGGGAACCAGAGGAAAACAGACCACCCUCCUUCCCACUGAAGACAGGACCUCUGGGAGGAGAAGAGGCCUGGGCACUGCUAGGUUCUGAGGCUCCCAAAAUGAUUUUUUGUUUAAAGGAUGAAAUAUAUCCACAAGGAUAAACGCUGUAAUAUAUUUAAAUGUAUAUGUCAAACAAUUUAACAAAAUUAGAGUGUAAUGAAGUUGUGCUAUCCAUAA